Penicillium angulare is the source of this 1068-nucleotide messenger RNA. Its product is annotated as Choline transport protein. The record is from RefSeq and is a predicted model, not a curated record. Lineage: Eukaryota; Fungi; Ascomycota; Eurotiomycetes; Eurotiales; Aspergillaceae. Bases 1 to 1068 code for a protein of 355 amino acids. The transcript has 2 exons. Gene Ontology annotation, molecular function: transmembrane transporter activity. Gene Ontology annotation, cellular component: membrane. Gene Ontology annotation, biological process: transmembrane transport.
AUGCUUGUAGAAAGUGAAAAGAAAAUGGAUGAGACAGACGGACCCCUCUGCCCAGAGAAGGGCAUCGGGGCUAUGAAAGCUGUCGAUAUCGAUGCCUUUCGUUUGGCAGAUAUGGGAUAUGCACAGGACAUGACUCGCAACUUCUCCACUCUUUCAAUACUGGGUAUAAGUUUCACACUCACAAGUUCCUGGUUUGGCUUUUCCGUCUCCCUGGUUACCGGUCUGAGUUCUGGAGGCACGGUUGUCAGUGUUUGGGUUAUUCCGCUCAUGGCCUUCAUCUCCGGUGCGGUGGCAGUUACACUAUCCGAGUUGGCCAGUUCCAUGCCCAAUGCUGGCGGUCAGUACUUCUGGACGACACAAUUGGCGCCGAAAAAGUAUGCCAAUGGGCUGGCUUUCCUGUGUGGUUGGGUGUCUUGGGUAGCUGCGAUUUUCACCACUGCGAGCAGUGCCUUGGGACUUGGGACGCUCUUAGUGGGAGUUUGGCAGUUAACACACCCGGACUUUGUCCCCCAAGCAUGGCAUAGCGUUGUGGGAUACCUCGUCGCCAAUCUGUUCUGCUCUCUCUUCAACUGUGUCGGGCAGCUGUUGCCCACCAUCGCCACGGUAUCCAUGUAUAUCUCGCUAGUCUCCUUCCUUGUGGUCCUCAUAACCGUGCCUGCCACAUCAGGCUCUUACAGCGAUCCCAAGUUCGUGUUUGCUACCUUUACAAACUCCACCGGCUGGUCAUCCAGCAGACUUGCCUUCCUGGUGGGAUUGAUCAAUCCAAAUUGGCUUUUCGUUUGCCUCGAUGCGGCCACGCAUAUGGCCGAAGAAGUGAAAAGCCCUGAAAAGAUCAUUCCUAAAGCCAUCAUGAGCACUGUUGCCGUGGGAUUCAUAACUUCUUGGGUAUUUUGUCUCGUCAUGUUUUUCAGCAUCACCGACCUUGAAGCCCUCCUCACCACAUCGACCGGCGUUCCAAUUCUGGAGCUCUUCUACCAGUCUCUCAAGAGCAGAAUUGGUGCCGCUGUCCUGGGUGCCCUGAUUUUGGCUACUGGUUUCCGAUGCCAAGUAGCGUCUCAGACCUGGUAG